Vigna angularis (adzuki bean) is the source of this 1522-nucleotide messenger RNA. Its product is annotated as probable WRKY transcription factor 27. Gene Ontology annotation, biological process: regulation of DNA-templated transcription. NCBI's taxonomy places the organism in Eukaryota, Viridiplantae, Streptophyta, Magnoliopsida, Fabales, Fabaceae. Gene Ontology annotation, molecular function: transcription cis-regulatory region binding; DNA-binding transcription factor activity. The record is from RefSeq and is a predicted model, not a curated record. Gene Ontology annotation, cellular component: nucleus. Bases 116 to 1078 code for a protein of 320 amino acids. The transcript has 3 exons.
UCCACCAACCCCUCUUGCUUCUUCCUCUCCCCUUUCUCUUUCCAUUCACCCAAAAGUCAGCGCCAUCUUUUCUGCCCUAUUUUCUUCCAAAACUCUCUUUGCCCUGCAUACAUACAUGGAUGAGGACUGGGAUCUCUUUGCCAUCGUCAGAAGCUGCCAAUCAGCUACCAAUACUUCCACCGCAGCAAUUCCAGAAACCACCACCAAUACUACUUCAUCUUCUCUCUUCACUUCCUUUCUCAAGGAAGACAGAUACGAUGCAUUUUCCUUUCCCAAUACAGUCCAACCCAUACCAAAUGAGUUUCACCAGCUACACCAAUUCUUUUCACCCUUUAACCCCACCACCACCAACGCCACUACCCUCAGUGCUCCUCGCAUCAAUCCUAAUUCCCCUUAUUUUGCCCAACAGGAAAGCCAGCAAAUUAGUGACCACCUUCCCACUUUGCCUCAUUUUUUGCCAGAACCCUCCACUCCCAGUUUUAAUAGAUUCCCUGACCAUCAACAACAGCAACAGAAUCAACUACAGUUACUUCAGAAACAGGAAUUUCAUACACCCCAGAACAAUUCACCCACAGUUUCACCAAACGCACAACCUCAAACACCCAAAUCAAGAAAAAGAAAAAGCCAACAGAAGAAAAUGGUGUGUCAGGUAACCGCAGAUAAACUCUCAGCAGAUUUGUGGGCGUGGCGAAAAUACGGACAAAAACCAAUUAAGGGUUCUCCGUAUCCAAGGAAUUACUAUAGGUGUAGCAGCUCCAAAGGUUGUAUGGCUCGAAAACAAGUUGAACGGAGUAACACUGAAACCGAUGUGUUCAUCGUUACGUACACCGGAGACCACUCGCAUCCCCGGCCAACCCACCGGAACUCCCUCGCCGGAAGUACCCGAAGUAAAAAUCCGACAACGAAUCCGCCGGCUUUACACGGGUCACUCUCCUUCCAAGCCGCCCCCUUUUCUUCUUCUUCUUCUUCUCCACCACUCUCUCCAACGUCGCCGUCGGAAGAUCCACCAGAAGCCGGCGAUGUUGAACCUGACCAGGACAUGGAAACCGACAUGGACGAUGACGGUGACAUCCGAUGACCCCAUCACCGCCUGCUUGAGCAACAAGUUUUGCAUCGAAGUGACGUCGUCUCGUACUCUGGCUCGAAGAACAAAACCUGUUUGGUUUUGACUUAUUGCGAACCAGUUUCAAAUCAUGUGCUCUUCGGAUCUCCUGGACCGGUUUCAGUUCACGUGAUUGCGCCUUUGAAUUAUUACCUUCAUCGAUGACCGUAGGAUCAUGAUUGUGUGUGGAUAGUCUAAUUCUAAUCCUUCAAAUCGAAGCCGUCACAGUUGGAUCUUUGGCGUGGUUUUGUUCCUCGAGAAUCUGCCACCUAAGAUGAGCCACGUGGGUAAUCUCAGGCCUAGUAUCUGCCACGUAAUUUUAUACUUUUUAUUCAUUAAAUUGUAUUUCUUCAGUAAAUAUUAUGAAAAUGUUUGUUAUUAAUAAAAAUUAAAAAUGAUUAAUAAAGAGAAUAAAUUUAU